GCCCAGCUCCAGAGCAUGCUGCGGCGGGCAGCCGCCGAGCGGCAGCUGCGGGCGGCGCUGGCGGCGCUGGGGAACGGGCGCUCCGCGACCCAGGACGGGGACUUCUCGGCGGCGGGGUCCCUCAAGUCGCGGAGAAGCCUCAAGGACGCGGUGGUGGAGUUGGAGGCCCUGCAGGCGCGCCUCGGCGAGAGCAUCCGGCUCCUAGAGAAGCCCCUCGAGGAGGCGCGCGCAGCCGGCGUGGCGGCGGCGAGCACCGCGCCCGCGGAGGCGCGCCUGGCGGCGCUGCACGCCGAGAAGCGCCGCCUGGACGCCACCGUGGCGCUGCAGGGGGCGCUCGAGGCCCAGGACAUCGACGGCGUCAAGGCGGCUCUGGAGGAGGCGCAUGCGGCGAAGGUCAAGGACGCGAUGGUGAGGAUGGCCGAGGAGGAGUUGAAGCAGAUGAUGAAGGAGGCGGAGGUAGCCAACGACAAGAUGGCCAUGCUCAAGCUCCAGCUGGGGUCCGCCGUGCAGGCGAGGCUGCAGGCCGAGCAGGCGCAGACGUCCGCGGAGGUUGCGGCAAUGCUGGACCACAGGGGCAUCGUCGUGAAGCUGGGAGCGCUCAUCGAGGAGGCGAGGGAGGUCAAGUUCAUCAAGAAGAAGGAGCUGCAGAAGGUAGAGACCGUGCUCAGCGAGGUGACCACGGCCCUGAAGCGCACCCUGGAGGAGAAGCAGCUGAUGGAGAAGAGGCGGGAGGAGGAGGCCCUGGCGGCCGCGGGGGAGAGAGCCCGCACGGCCUCCCCACUGACGCACCUGGUCCUCGCCUCGCUGAAGAUGGCCAUCGCGCAGGCCCUGGAGUGGGCCGUGAGCGUCGAGAAGGCCGAGGCCUUGCUUGCGAGGCUGAGCACCGACCACGAGCGCCUCGUGGCCGAGGCCAAGGAGGAGCUGGCCGCCUCGAUCGGCAGCGGGAACCCCGCGCUCAUCACGGCCAGGAUCGACCGGUGCCAGGCCAUGCUGUUGCCCGACGAGGUGGUUGUCGAUGCGGUCGGGAAGCUGGACGAAGCGAUCAGGGCCAUCAUCCAGAAGUCGUUCAAGGACCCGAGCAGGGAGAAGCGGCUGGCGACGGUCACACACUGCCAGAGGCUCGUCGAGCUGAUGCGCGAGCACGGAAUCACCAAGGACCUCAGGCAGCUGCACAACGACAUCCAGGACCUCGACCUCAAGGGCGGGCUGCGCGUCUUCUGCCGCAUCCGGCCGAUCAGCUCCAAGGAGGGCCAGCGGGGCGACGAAGUGGCGGUGCGCGCGGAGGACGCGCUGCACGUGUCGGUGCUGGACCGCGGCCAGAGGCAGUCCUUCUGCUACGACACGGUCUUCGGGCCGGAGUCCUCCCAGGACGAUCGGUGUUCGCGGACUGCCGGAGCUUGGUCCAGAGCGCUUUGGACGGCUACAACGUCACCAUUUUUUGCUACGGACAGACGGGCGCGGGCAAGACGUGGACCCUGUACGGGAGCGGCAAGGAACCGGGCGUCUCGCCGCGGACCUGCGAGGAGGUGUUCGCCAUGAUCGAGCGCGACAGGGACAAGUACGAGGCCGAGGUAAAGGCCUCCAUGGUCGAGCUAUAUGUCAACGACCUGCGCGAUCUGCUCACGACGGAGAGGGAGCCCCCCAAGCUCGACUUCAAGAGCGUCCGCCAGGGCGACGGGAGCGUGUCCGUACAGCUGGACGGCGUCGUGGAGAGGCCGGCCACCAGCGCGAAGGAUCUCGCCAAAACGAUCGGGGACGGGCUGUCAAAGCGCAAGGUCCAGGCCACCAACAUGAACGCCGUGUCCUCGAGGUCUCACCUGAUGUUCAUCAUCAAGCUGCAGAUCACGGAUCGCAUCACUGGGAGGAGCCGCCCGGGUAAGAUCACUUUGGUCGACAUGGCGGGAAGCGAGCGGUUGGCGAAGAGCGGCGUCAGCGGCGAGGGCGCGAAGGAGGCGAUCGAGAUCAACAAGUCGCUCACGGCGCUGGGCGACGUGAUGGGAGCGCUCACCGCGAAGGCGAAGGUGAUCCCGUACAGGAACCACAAGCUCACGCAGCUUAUGCAGGACAGCCUGGGCGGCCAGGCGAAAACGCUGAUGUUCGUCAAUCUCUCCCCGUCGUCCUACAACUCCGACGAGACCAUCUGCGCCCUCAAGUACGCGACGCGCGCCCGCAGCAUUGAGAAUACGGUCGUGCGGCGGGGGGAUUAG
Messenger RNA from Prorocentrum cordatum, 2207 nucleotides. The record is from the annotation of a GenBank genome assembly. NCBI's taxonomy places the organism in Eukaryota, Dinophyceae, Prorocentrales, Prorocentraceae.